Polyodon spathula (Mississippi paddlefish) is the source of this 4937-nucleotide messenger RNA. RefSeq names its product macrophage colony-stimulating factor 1-like. The transcript has 10 exons. Bases 234 to 1931 code for a protein of 565 amino acids. Gene Ontology annotation, cellular component: membrane. Gene Ontology annotation, molecular function: cytokine activity; growth factor activity. Lineage: Eukaryota; Metazoa; Chordata; Actinopteri; Acipenseriformes; Polyodontidae. The record is from RefSeq and is a predicted model, not a curated record.
CGUUGGCAGUACAGAGCACAGCAAGGCAUCUGGCACAGUCAGAAAGUGAAAAGAAGACAGGUCAGAGCACAGAUACCCUCUUGUCAGCUCUAUACUGAGACAAUAACAAGUACAGCAAACAACAACAACAAAAGGGCAGGGGAAGGGGGGGGGGGGAACACAGGAGAAAAGAAACCUGCUCCAAUGCAUCAAACUGUGGACUUUGCUAUUCUCCAUCUGCAUCGGCAAGCCAGAUGAACAAACUGAAAGCAGCUCACGCUUUGUGCAAAGCCAAGGCUAGGCAGCUGUGCUUUUUGGUCCUCCUGUGUUUCCACCUGGCCUCUGGGGAUGUCCCUGGUCCAUGCAAAUACUCUGUGACGAAUGACCAUAUCCAAACCGUCAACACUCUGAUUGUAAACCAACUUGAAAAUGGCUGUUCAAUCGAGUACAAGUUUAUAGAUCAAGGAUCUUUGAGCAAAACCUGUUACGUCAAAGCUGCCUUCCCCAAAGUCCUGGACGUUCUGACCAAACACUUCAAUUAUCACAAGAGUUCAGUCAAUUUUAAAUAUGUGGACGAGUUAAAAACACUGGUAAAUAAUAUCUACAGGACUGAAUGCAUUCCCGAAGUCAGUGUGAGUGUGGAGGACGACCCAGAGAAGUUUGUGAAGGCCUAUGCAGGCUCUCCUGCAGCUGUGUUAGGUCACAUUCGGAAAGUCAUGUCUUUCUACAUGGAGCUGCUGACAGAAAACAACAGGCCAAUAAACUGGAAUUGUGCUGACCAGUAUGCACAGGAUGUCGUAGAACCAGCAACCGAGGGAACCCUGCCCACAGGUACGACCGCAUGUCAGUGCUCUUGCCCAACUGUAGGUGGCAGUGCUUCUGAGUCAGCUUCCACGACAGCCAUCAACCUUUGGAAGAACCUUCCAAACCCCACCGUUGACAUACCAAACACUCCCUACUCCACUGAGCUGCCACAACCCCAGACAGGCAGCCCCAGCACUAGAGAAGGAUGGGGUAUCCCAUCGGCAAACCCUGGCACGACAAGAUCCUACAGACACAGGACAAUUGAUACAGACACUACUUCUGGGGCUUCGAUAAAUAAUUUCCAAACCAGCAGCGAGAAGAAUCCUACUUCUCCUUCCUUUACUAGUAUACCAUCUCCACAAGAUGAAGAUAAUACUGGUUCACCUACAUCUGAGUAUACUCCUACAAGCUCUGAGGCCCAAGGUGAUGUAUCCCAAAGUUCUCCAGGUUCUCAAACAGCAAAACCUUUUAGCAAAUCUUUAGUGCACAGUCAAACUACUGACCAGGCCCUGUCUGGUCAAGAACUUCUAACUGCCCCAUUGAAAAAACGCUUUACGCCUUCCACAAAAAGAUCCAUGGACCACCUGAUCACCUUCAUCCCUCCUUAUGACAGCACUACUCCCACUGAAAGCUCAGCUAUCUCUCCUAGAGCCAAGAGAUCAAUAGAUCCUAGAGUAGACAGAUCUUUUGAUAGUUCAGAAAGCAAGUUACAUAGAGAUUGGACUGUUCCCAUUGAGCCCCUUGGUAUCGCAGAUGAUAUUGCAGAUGAGUCUUCUUCAUCAGUUCUGCUUCACAGAAAAACACAUAUCAGGAUUCAUGACAAUGAAAAUAUCAACACAGGUUAUGGAUCCAAAAUCCUGGGACACGGUGAAGGAGAGAUCCAACCUUCAGAUGGUCCGAGGGGAGGCAGGCAGUCCGAGAAGGAAUCCCAGUAUGAGGCACAAAACCCUUACAAGCAGCUUUUCAUAUCUGCAGCUGUGUGCGGAGGUCUGCUGGGCAUUUGCGCAAUCUACUGCUUCAUACAGAAAAAGAAACUUCAGGCAAGGCUACACAAACAAGAACAAGAUGAAAGGUUAAAGCAACACAGCCAUUGUCUCGAGAUGGAGGAAUCUACAUUGUUAAAGAGACAGUCAGGCUCAGCCCUAUAGCCCCAGGAUAAGUAGAAUUGGCAAGAUUCGCUCGACUGCACUCACAAGGCGAACUGAGAAAAUCCCCAAGAAAUCCCCGGACAGGAGCUGAGCCGUGACAGGAAUACAUUCAGAAGCAUGGACCUCGAUGACUGGGGUAAAGACUAUGAGGCUGGUAUUGUUUGUAGCACAUGGCUUGGCCUGGAUUUUCUAUUGAAAAAAAAAUGUUAAGACAACAUGAAUACAAAGAUGAGCCCCAGUGAAGCAGCAAAACACUUGGACUAAAUCACUCUGACUGCUUUUCAGACAAUACCACUGUACAGUCUCCUUUGAGGGAUCAAUGGACAUGUACUACUGCCUUACAUAUAAUACAAUAUCUGACCAUCACUGUGGCUCUGAGCAGUGUUGACCUUACCACAGUGGAGGGCAAAUCAGUCUUCCACUGUGCCUCAAAUUAAAGUAUUUCAACCUCUAAGAAGAACACAUUAUCUGGGUUUCUCCGUAUUACGAGUUUGCCACACUUCUAAAUAAACUACACAGUAUAUCUCUGUCAAUACAGGUGCCAGUACAUGUGUGUUCAUCCAUUUAACCUGUAGAAUAAUCGACUGUUUCUGAUACAACAGUGUUUGAAGAAUAUCUGUUGGGUGUACUAUGAGAGAUGGUGUUUUUCCAGAGUAGAAGCAAUGUUAGUUUUAAUAAUGACGUCCAUAUUUGUGCAGUAACUCGUAUUAACUUGUGGAUUAACAGUAUAGGUUUGUAACGGUCACUCUGCACAACCGAAAGGCAGUUACAGUGUCCAGUUGGGAAUGACAACAGUCAUCAGUCAUUCCAUCUCUGCUGUGGAUGAAGUUCCUGACUGAGGCCGAGCAUAUCGGGCAUCCCCACUGAAAAAAGCUGUGAUCAAGGCAUGCUUAGUCUGAGGCAGCCCUUUACCGAACAACAGCAUCUUCAAACUUAAUCUCAGUGUAUUUAGAUAAAACGGGUGCAUCAUUUCUGAUGUUUGCACUUUGUCUAAACUCUUUUUUUUUGUUCACUGUUGCUUGUUUAAGUUUAGCUGUAGAUUCAAGGUCUGUUUAGUGUUUGUUGUCUUCGUUUUCUAAGUCUCCUGAUUUUUCUUUUUUUUUCUAAUCAACUGUUACACCGUUCAACCCAUCACAACUGGACCAGCUUACCGUUUUCAACAAUCUCAAUUUUUUUCCUCAACCUUCUGCAUUCAACAUCAUUGCGUUGUUUACUGGACUCAUUUCGGGGCUUCAUCAUUCAGUGAGAUUAUUCCUUUUUGGUUUGUUGGAUUUUUCGACUUUCAUUUGCUGCUUUGGUUUCCAAUAUUUUCUUGGUUUUGUUAUGGUUUUCAAUUAUGGUUAUGGUUUUCAAUUACACUGCUACUACUGGACUUGUAUGGGCCUACCUGUCGUUCUCCCACCAGUGGCACAGAGACUGUUUACUGUGAUUGUUCCCAGAAGUCACUGCCUUUCAUCUGUAAUUAUUUCAUUUGCCUUUGUCUUUCUCUGUUUGUGUCUGUGUGUUGUAUUUGUGAGUGGGGGUUUAUUGGAGACCCUCCAAACACUACACUCCUUUCUAUUUUGUGAUACCGUUUGUCCUUCUGUUUGCACCUACAUACUUACCUCUAUUUUUACUUACCUGCUGUCUACAGCUAUCUAUCUUCUUUCUUAUCAUUUUCAUCAACCGCCUUUCGAAUGAGCAGAGUGACCAUUACAGGUUUAUGGCAAUUUCAGAGGUAAAAGGGUAGUCUUUUUAGAUAUACCCCAGGUUGGGAAUAUUUAUAUCUUAACAUAAAAGAAAACAUUUUGACUGAAUUGGGUAUUUUUGAAGUUCUUUUGUCAACACACUGUCCACCUGACUAAAGUGUUUAUGUACCUUUUACUCAGCUGUUAUGAAUGAGUAUUAAUGUUAUGGCCAAUUAUCUUAUUUCUAAUGAAAUGGUAGGACAAUUUUACUAAAGUGAUUCCUCCAGUACAAAUCAUGCGUUGCGAAUCAAUGUUCUCUCAAAUGAAAAGGAAACUCACUGUUACAUCCGGUAGAAAAAAUAAAAAUUAAACUUGGCUAGUAAAUGAAAGUCAACAAGUUACCACACUUUCGGUUACAAGACACUUGUCCUUUUUUUUCAACGUAAUGCAACAGUUCAGUGACUGCAGCUGUGCUGCCUCCACUGGGACAGCGAUGAAUGCCUGAUGCAUGGCUUAGUUCAGAGAGUCAUACUGCUGAGGGUCAUGCCUCCUUUCCCCUUGGAUUGGAAAGUCUCUCUCUCUAGACUUGAGCUUGACAGUCACCACUGCCCCAUAGGAACUAGGAGGUGCUUUCAUGCAUUGUAUAAAAUUGCCAUGAGUAUUUGUUUGCACUCAUUACUCGGCACAGGCUUAUGUGUUAAUUAUGUGUUAAUUACUAACUGGUCCCUGUUUGGUUACUACUGUCUAAGUAAUGUAACUAUUAGCAAAUUCUACAGAUGCUCCACAUUUGGUUUUAUUUUCUCUGCUGUACUUUGCAGGGUUUAAUCUUGUGUUGCCUCCACAGAGUAGCAGAUUUUGUUUCUAGCUACAGGACACACAGUAGAAUACAAUUUGAAAACAUGCAAACAAAAUGUAAUUGUAAUAGUCAUGUUGCCUCAUGUGCAGAAAUCUUAAUGUGCUUUUAAUAAAGGUCGCCAGUACAGUUACAAAUCGUUACAGAGAUUUUUAGUUCCCUCUUCUGAUGCCAUUUUCUGGCAAGAUUUGCACUGAUUAUGCGUUUUUCUGAUUUCUUUUUUUUUUUCAUGUAACUAAAAGUAUUUUUUCUCAUAAAAUGUAAUGUGUUGUGUUACCUUCUGAAGAAGAAUCUAUCACAGUUACAAGCUAUGAAAAAAUGGAAUCACAUUACAGUAAUGCAGUAUGUGUAAUGUGUUACUCCCUCAGCACAGGUUUAUUAAUUCUUUAAAAAAAUGAAUUGCAGGUUUUGGACUGGAGCAAACGCAAAGUAAAUGUUGUCUGUGUUCAUAAAUAUAGGCUUUAGUUUUCAUAUAUUCUCUUCUAU